Messenger RNA from Cyphellophora attinorum, 351 nucleotides. RefSeq lists its product as uncharacterized. The record is from RefSeq and is a predicted model, not a curated record. NCBI's taxonomy places the organism in Eukaryota, Fungi, Ascomycota, Eurotiomycetes, Chaetothyriales, Cyphellophoraceae. The coding region runs from base 1 to 351 and encodes 116 amino acids. The transcript has a single exon.
AUGGCGACCGUCAAAGCAACACACACCGCCUCAGGCAUCCUCCUCGCCGAAGUCCCCGUCUCGGAGACCUCCAGCGUGGAAGGAAACUACUACAUCCCAGAAUCAGCUCUCAAGCUCCCGCUCCCUGGCAAGGACGAGAAUGCGAAACCUCGCCUCACACCAUCAACGACGCAUUAUCACUGCCCCUGGAAAGGCCAGUCCAGCUACUACAACUUGGUCACCGAAAACGGGAAGACCGUCAAGGAUAUAGCGUGGUACUACGCGGACCCAAGCAAGAAGGCGAUCGAGAAGGGCGUAACAAAGGACAAGGUGGCAUUUGACAAGGGCCAAGUGAAGGUCGUGGUUGAGUAG